Messenger RNA from Carya illinoinensis, 633 nucleotides. RefSeq names its product small polypeptide DEVIL 10. The coding region runs from base 58 to 231 and encodes 57 amino acids. The transcript has a single exon. NCBI's taxonomy places the organism in Eukaryota, Viridiplantae, Streptophyta, Magnoliopsida, Fagales, Juglandaceae. The record is from RefSeq and is a predicted model, not a curated record. Gene Ontology annotation, biological process: negative regulation of cell population proliferation.
UUUGCAUAAAAGCCCACAAUUUUCUUCGAUGUAUAUUAUACUGAAAACUCUUAACCCAUGUCGAUUCCUUACUUCCCUCCUAAAUCCCAGCCGCGCCGGAGAACUCGCCGGAAAACUGGGUUCCGGAAACGUUGUUUGCUAAUGGCAAAACAGCAGAAAACCCGAUUCUACAUCCUCGGACGCUGCAUCUCUAUGCUCUUGUGCUGGCACGACCACGCUAUCCCAGAUUAGCUACCUAGCUUAAAGUUCCUUGCUUUUUUUUUUUAAUGCUGCCAUACAGAUAGGCAGCCAUCCAAGUUUAUUGUCCAAGUUGCAGAAUCAGCGGGCCGGGGACACAUGCUCCUGCUAUAUAUUUCAAUGCCUCAAGGGGCAGAAGACCCAGAGGAAGAUUGGUAAUGGAAGAAAAACUAGUCAGAGCUAACCACAGAGGAUGAUUCAUGGAGCAGAGAGGAUGUUUUUCAUCAGUGGAUUUCUUGUUUUCAACAUAUUUACAGUAUUAUAUUAUUUCCCUCAAAAGAGUUAUGGAUAUCCUUUGUUUCAAAGUCUCGGUGUGUGGUAAUUGAUCUUUGUACUCUUGAAUGAUUCAACUGAGGGGAAAUAAAAAGAAAGAGAGACAAAAGGUUUCGGUACAAA